Messenger RNA from Carica papaya (papaya), 959 nucleotides. RefSeq lists its product as uncharacterized. Lineage: Eukaryota; Viridiplantae; Streptophyta; Magnoliopsida; Brassicales; Caricaceae. The record is from RefSeq and is a predicted model, not a curated record.
GAGAAAAUAUUUUAUUUUCCCCAAAAACCUAAAGGACAAAAAGGGAAAAUCAUAAAGCUGCACAACAGCUAUUUUAAUUUUCAAGUCACGAAAAAACAUUCCACGAGAAAAACACCCCAACGGCUACUUUGCCUCUUCGUAUAUUCCUCUUCGCCUCUUUCCUACCCCGAUCAACGAGAGAGACGGCCGUUGCAACUCUAACCAGUCAACAGGCUUCAAGGAGACGCAAACACGUUCAGCAACUACCAAAAAGGAAGAGUUCGAAGCAGCAAAAAGUGAUAUUCGAUGAGGUUACAAAAGGAACAAGAUGAAGAAGAAGAGGUCCAGGUACUCAUCAGCCAAUCAAGGGCCAAAACCAUCGAGUAUUUGGAGCCAGUAAUGUCGAAAGAGCUUCUCCAAAAAUUUCCCGAAAGUUCUGCUUUCGGAUUCGAUUACUCACAGAGCUCGAUAUGGUCUCCUCUGGUCCCUUUCCCUCACGACGCCUACGCCGUGGACAUGGAUUCUGUCACGCCGAGAAAACUCUACUGCGAAUUUGAUCAAACACUUGGCGUGCACUUUGAAGAUGGUACCGUCAAGAGAAGUCGCGAAAAGAAGCGGACUCCUAAUUUGAAGAAGAAAUUGGACGACGUUGGGAUUAAUUUGAAAAUUCUUAAAGGGAUAAAGAAGAAGAAGACGCCGAUGAUGGCGAGAAAAGGUUAUGGCUUCUCCCCGGUUCCGGCAAAGGCUGUAUCUUGUGCGCCUGUUAUCGCCAAGAAAUGGAACAAGUUGUUGAAAGCUGCAUCGAAAAGUUUCAAGAAGACGAGGAAAGAUCCGACGGUUCAUGUGAAGCUUUCCAGUUAUUUGAAAGGUGUCUGAGAAAUUUGCCUUACGAAUUUCUUUAUGUUUUUUCUUCAGCAAUUAUGAGAGACUAAAAAGAAAUUGUUUCAUUUUACACGAGUAAUAAUAAUUCAUUUUUUUAA